AUGUUAAAUUUAGUGAUGGUUUAUUUCCUUCGGUUAUUCUUUGAGUUUCCUGUUGGUGAAGAUUUUAAAGGAUUCAUUAGAAAUUACUUUCAACAAUUACCCAAGACAAUUUUAUUUGUCAUUUUGAUAGGUUUGAUGUUUUUGGCUAUCACAUAUUUCAUUGGUAGUAGUACUCCUAUGACGACUACCAACAAUUAUUUGAUAGAACUUGAUACCUUACCUCCACCGGUCAUCUCUACUAGGAAACCUCUCUUACCACUUAUCAUUAUCACUGCGCCGUUGGAUGAAAGUUUCAAUACCAAUACAUCUGCCUCAAGAGAAUCAAAUCGGAAGCCAGGAUCAGACAAUAAUCUUCUUAAAGUUCCACCUCAUCCACGCUUGAGGACAUCAAGACCUAGAUCUCACUAUCCUGUUGACUCUAUGAAUCUCGUUUCUGGAACGUCGUUUACGAAUCUACCGGGAUAUUCUCUUGGGUUGAGAUUGAUCAAUGAAGCUCUUGGUUCACUUUCAAUCAAUCACAAAGAUGUUUGA
This is a messenger RNA of Melampsora larici-populina 98AG31, 531 nucleotides long. RefSeq lists its product as uncharacterized. The record is from RefSeq and is a predicted model, not a curated record. The transcript has a single exon. NCBI's taxonomy places the organism in Eukaryota, Fungi, Basidiomycota, Pucciniomycetes, Pucciniales, Melampsoraceae. Bases 1 to 531 code for a protein of 176 amino acids.